Oppia nitens is the source of this 765-nucleotide messenger RNA. RefSeq lists its product as uncharacterized. The transcript is spliced from 3 exons. Lineage: Eukaryota; Metazoa; Arthropoda; Arachnida; Sarcoptiformes; Oppiidae. Bases 1 to 765 code for a protein of 254 amino acids. The record is from RefSeq and is a predicted model, not a curated record.
AUGUUAUUAUUAAUUACAUUGCUAUUGUUUGUGACAUUAAUAUUACAAUCACAAUGCGCUGAAAUACCUUGCAAUCAACAGUCUAUUGACAAACUCGAUGAUAAUGUAUUAAAAUUGACAACAUUUGGUGAUCCCAACAGAAAUUUGCCCAAUGAAAAGGAUGUUAUGGCUCAUUGCCAAGCCGACAGUGUUAUGAUAUCUUGGGGUAAAAACUACACUAAAACCUGUCUCAUCAACAGAAAAGAGGAGAUGAGUCAUCACGUAACCAAUCUAUUGAUGUUUUCAAUGAAAAAGGUUAUGAAUAAGAGAUGUCGAUCCGAGACAUCCCGUGCCGUGUUUAUCAAAGCAGGAAAGUGUGCCAACUCUUUGAAAGACGACACUAUUAAGUGCUGGAAUAAGUAUAUUAUUGAUACACAACAAGUGAAUAAAGCAAAGGGAACUAUCAUCAAAAAUGAUAAGCACUUAUUGCCAUUGAUUUGCUGUGCAUACCAUCGAUUUCACGACUGUUCAGUGGAUGCCUGGUCUAAAUCCAACGGUGCUGAACCAUGCAAUAGUAAAUCAGUGAGAGAGCUGGAGGGCUAUGUCAACGAUUCAAUGUACGAUAUCAUACAAUAUCUUUGCGGCGAUUAUCAAGAAAAUAGCGAUAGAUGUGAUAAUCUUAUCAAUCGAUACAAAGAGGUGUUCACUACAGUUAGGAUCAAUAAGAUAGCAAAGUCACCGUUGAGCGCAUCCAAUGAGAUAUUUAACUUUUUGCCACCGGUUUAA